Messenger RNA from Trichomycterus rosablanca, 1651 nucleotides. Its product is annotated as cytochrome P450 2G1-like. Gene Ontology annotation, biological process: xenobiotic metabolic process. Gene Ontology annotation, cellular component: cytoplasm; intracellular membrane-bounded organelle. The transcript has 9 exons. The record is from RefSeq and is a predicted model, not a curated record. Gene Ontology annotation, molecular function: heme binding; iron ion binding; oxidoreductase activity, acting on paired donors, with incorporation or reduction of molecular oxygen, reduced flavin or flavoprotein as one donor, and incorporation of one atom of oxygen. The coding region runs from base 50 to 1522 and encodes 490 amino acids. Lineage: Eukaryota; Metazoa; Chordata; Actinopteri; Siluriformes; Trichomycteridae.
AGUCCAAAAAUAAUUUCUACUGAUACAAACUACAAAUUUAGGACAAAUCAUGGAUUUCUUUACCACUCUUAUUUUGCUGUGUGUGGUCGUGAUCCUCUUAACGUUGGUCAGAUGGAGAAAUACAGCACAGAAGCUUCCUCCAGGACCUCUAGCCCUGCCUCUGCUUGGCAAUGUCCUCUCUCUGGACACCCGUGCACCUUUUAAAACCUUUGUGGAGUGGAGCAAGACUUAUGGAACUGUGAUAACAGCAUAUUUGGGACCCCAGCGAGUGGUCGUCUUGGUGGGGUACGACACAGUCAAGGAAGCACUCGUUGACAGGGCGGAUGACUUUGCAGGGAGAGGCCCGAUACCAUUCUUUGACAGAGUUGUAAACGGCUAUGGGCUCGCUGUCAGUAAUGGAGAACGCUGGCAGCAGCUCAGAAGGUUUACAAUCACGACAUUAAAAGAUUUUGGAAUGGGACGCAAGAGGAUGGAGAAGUGGAUACAAGAAGAAUGCCAAUACCUGCUGGAGGCUAUCAGAGAAACCAAGUCCGAUCCAUUCGAACCCACGUUUUACCUCAGCCGAACGGUCUCCAACAUCAUCUGUGCAUUAGUGUUUGGACAGCGCUUCAGUUAUAAUGACGUCCACUUCCUCCGCCUGCUCGAGAUAUUUUCGGAAGGACUGAAGUUUGGCAGCAGCACAUGGGGGCAGUUGUAUAAUGUCUUCCCAUGGCUGGUGGAGCUUUUAGGAAGCAGGCAUCUUAAAAAAAUAGACAGUUUGAAUGAAGUUAAGGUCUUUUGUAUGAACAGAAUACAAAAGCACAGUAAGAGUAUCGAUCCUGACGACCCACGAGAUUUCAUCGACUGCUUCCUUAACCGCCUUAACCAGGAGAAGGACAAUCCCAAUACUGAGUUUACAUAUGACAACAUGGUUGCCACUGUACUUGAUUUAUUCUUGGCUGGGACCGAGACCACCAGCCACACUGUCAGAUAUGCUCUUACGUUACUGGUCAAGUACCCUGAAAUACAAGAGCGCAUGCAGAAGGAGAUCGACGCUGUGAUCGGACAAGACAGAAGCCCUUCAAUGGAGGACAAGAUGUCCCUCCCGUUCACAGAUGCAGUGAUCCACGAGGUGCAGCGCUACCUGGAUCUUGCACCUUUUAACGUUCCCCAUUGUGCUUUACGUGACAUCACAUUCAGAGGCUUCACAAUUCCUAAGGGCACCGUUAUUUUACCCCUGCUUCACUCUGUUCUGAGGGACGAGGUGCAGUGGGAAUCGCCCUGCGUGUUCAACCCCGAACAUUUUCUGGACUCGGACGGCAGCUUCAAGAAGAACCCUGCGUUCCUGGCUUUUUCUGCAGGUAAGCGAUCCUGCGUGGGCGAGUCUCUGGCUCGUAUGGAGCUGUUCAUCAUCAUCGUGUCCCUGCUGCAACAUUUCACCUUCAGCAGCCCUGGUGGACCCGAGACGUUGGACCUGUCGCCCGAAAUAAGCGGCUUCGCCAGCCUUCCCCGCAAGUACCAGCUCAUCGCCACCCCCCGCUGAACACGCACAGCACAGCAGGGUAACGGUUCAGGCUUCAUGAUGCCAGAGCAAACAUUCUAGGUUGCAGCUUAAUGUUCACUUAUAUUAUGCUUAAUAUAUAUAUAUAUAUAUAUAUAUAUAUAUACAGUG